Pantherophis guttatus is the source of this 1866-nucleotide messenger RNA. Its product is annotated as arylsulfatase H-like. NCBI's taxonomy places the organism in Eukaryota, Metazoa, Chordata, Lepidosauria, Squamata, Colubridae. The record is from RefSeq and is a predicted model, not a curated record. Gene Ontology annotation, molecular function: arylsulfatase activity.
UGGCAAAUUUGCUCAGAUUCUGAAGCGAGUGCUGGUUUUCUUCCGCGGAGGAGCGGGCUUUGAAUAUGGGGAUUGCUGAGCCUCUGGUGGGGCUCUUAUUUCUGUCUAAAAGAAUCUACUUGAUGACCCUGUUGGCUUUUCUUAUAUUGCUUCAUAUCUGUAGAAUGGACGCAGCUCUUGAUUCUAAGCCAAAUAUUAUUCUGAUGCUGGCUGAUGAUCUUGGAAUUGGAGAUAUAGGCUGUUAUGGUAACAUUACUAUCAAGACCCCUAACAUUGACCAAUUAGCUAAGGAAGGCGUGAAAUUUACUCAGCAUAUUGCAGCAGCCUCAGUUUGUACCCCAAGUAGAGCGGCUUUUCUGACUGGCAGAUACCCCAUCAGAUCAGGCAUGGCUUCAAGAAAUACCUAUCGAGCUUUGCAGUGGAAUGCUGGCUCAGGAGGACUUCCGGUCAAUGAGACAACUUUUGCCAAGAUGCUACAACAGCAAGGCUAUGCCACAGGCCUUAUAGGGAAAUGGCAUCAAGGUGUAAACUGUGAUACUAUCAAUGAUUAUUGCCACCAUCCUUUGAAUCAUGGCUUUGAUUAUUUUUAUGGCAUGCCCUUCACACUUUUCAACAAUUGUCAGGAUAACAAACCUCCACAACUGGAUAGAGCCUUUCAAGCUAAACUAUGGUUCUAUACUCAAGUCAUUACUUUUGCAGUACUCACAUUUCUUAUUGGAAAAAUUACUGGGUUGGUGUCCAUUCCUUGGAAAGUGGUCAUCUUCCUUGCUUUGUUUAAUUUCCUGUUUUUUGCUUCAUGGUACUCCUGCUAUGGCUUUGUGAAAUACUGGAACUGUAUCUUGAUGCGCAACUAUAACAUCACUGAACAACCUAUGAAACUGGGAAGAACAACUUUUAUUUUACUAAAUGAAGCACUUUCUUUUAUUCAAAGCAAGAAACACAAGCCCUUUCUCCUGUUUGUUUCAUUUCUGCAUGUCCAUACACCUCUGUUUACAACUGAAAAAUUUGUGGGAAAGAGCAAACAUGGAAUGUAUGGAGACUAUGUAGAAGAAUUGGACUGGUUAGUAGGUCAGAUUCUUAAUGCUAUUGACAAGGAAGGCUUGCGAAAUAGCACCUUUGUCUAUUUUGCUUCAGACCAUGGAGGCCACUUAGAAGAUCAAGAUGGAACAAUACAGGUUGGGGGUUGGAACGGCAUCUAUAAAGGGGGCAAAGGCAUGGGAGGCUGGGAAGGAGGUAUCCGUGUUCCGGGCAUAGUUCGAUGGCCAGGAAUGUUGCCGGCAAAUAUUGUUCUUGAUGAACCAACAAGCCUCAUGGAUAUUUUUCCCACAGUGAUUCAUUUGGCUGGAAAAGAUGUGCCCCAAGACAGAAUAAUUGAUGGAAGAAAUCUUCUACCUUUAUUGCAACAAAAAAUCAAACACUCGGAACAUGAAUUCCUGUUUCAUUACUGUGGAAGUUAUUUACAUGCAGUGCGGUGGCAUCAAAAAGACAGUGGUGCUUUAUGGAAGGCUCAUUAUGUGACACCAAUAUUUUCCACUGAAGAUGCAGGUGGUUGUUAUGGAAAAGGACUCUGUCCAUGUUCUGGAGAAGGUGUCAUCCAUCACGUUCCUCCUUUGCUCUUUGAUCUCUCAAGAGAUCCAUCAGAAGCCAUGCCUUUAUCAGAGACCACUGAACCACUCUUUCAGGAAAUUCUUAAGAAAAUAGAUGAAGCUGUGGACAAGCAUCGCAGAACUCUUACUCCUGUCCCACAACAGCUCUCUUACUACAACAUCAUUUGGAAACCAUGGCUCCAGCCAUGCUGUGGGACAUUUCCAUUCUGUUGGUGUGACAAGGAAGAUGCUAACAUCCAUUCAAAUUAAUAUAAACUAC